Molecule: messenger RNA, 666 nt
Organism: Penicillium manginii
Lineage: Eukaryota; Fungi; Ascomycota; Eurotiomycetes; Eurotiales; Aspergillaceae
Product: glutathione S-transferase family protein
Exons: 2
Coding region: 1-666 (221 amino acids)
Biological process (GO): translational elongation
Cellular component (GO): cytoplasm; nucleus
Source: RefSeq, a predicted model, not a curated record
AUGGCACCAUUCGGCACAAUCUACUCUUACUCGCCCAGCCCUAGGGUCAUGAAGACCCAGGCGGCUGCCAACAUCAAUGGCCUGGAGCUUUCCAUCCCCGAGUUCACCAUGGGCGUCACCAAUAAAACUCCCGACUUUGUCUCCAAGUUCCCUCUGGGUAAAGUUCCCGCCUUUGAAGCCGCCGAUGGUACCGUCAUCUUCGAGUCCGACGCUAUCGCUCAAUACGUGGCCGAGAGUGGCCCCGCUGCCGGCCAACUGAUGGGCGCCACCCCGGCCGGCCGUGCCUCAAUCCGCCAGUGGAUCUGUUUCGCACAGGGUGAGAUCCUCGAUCCUGUCCAGCAGCUUGCUCUGUGGCGUAUCAAGCUUGUCCCUUAUGACGCCGCCACCGAGACCAAGGCUCUUGAACGCCUGGAGCGUUCCCUCGCCUGUCUGGAGACCCAUCUACAAGGCCGUACCUGGUUUGUCGAUGGGGAUAAGAUCAGCAUGGCUGAUAUCACUGUUGCCUCUGCUCUGGUUUGGGGAUUCGCUAUGGCGAUCGACGCGGAGAUGCGCCCGAAAUACCCCACUGUUGUUGCUUGGUAUGAACGUGUCCUCCAGCAGGAGGGUGUCAAGCAGGCCUUUGGAGAGAAGAACUUUAUUGAGAAGCGUCAGGCUUAUGAGGGAUAA